Messenger RNA from Sodiomyces alkalinus F11, 1470 nucleotides. Its product is annotated as ATP-binding domain-containing protein. Lineage: Eukaryota; Fungi; Ascomycota; Sordariomycetes; Glomerellales; Plectosphaerellaceae. The record is from RefSeq and is a predicted model, not a curated record. The transcript has a single exon. Gene Ontology annotation, biological process: tRNA wobble position uridine thiolation. Gene Ontology annotation, molecular function: tRNA binding. Bases 29 to 1213 code for a protein of 394 amino acids. Gene Ontology annotation, cellular component: mitochondrion; cytosolic tRNA wobble base thiouridylase complex.
CAAUCACCCCGCACGCCACUCGACGAAGAUGGCUCCCUCGAUCUGUGCGGGAUGCAAAUCUGCCCGGGCGGUUAUCAAAAGACCGAAGAAUCACCACAAGCUCUGCAAGGCUUGCUUCAUUGCCGUAUUCGAAGACGAAGUGCAUCAUACCAUUGUCUCAUCGAGACUUUUCACUCGGGGAGAAAGAGUCGCUAUUGGGGCGUCGGGUGGCAAGGAUUCGACGGUUCUUGCCUCUGUGCUCAAGACACUCAACGCACGCCACGACUAUGGUGUAGAGCUGACGCUCCUGAGCAUCGACGAAGGCAUUAAAGGCUACAGGGAUGAUUCUCUGGAGACGGUGAAGCGGAAUGCUGCGCAAUACGACCUCCCAUUGACAGUACUGGGGUAUGACAGGCUUUAUGGCUGGACAAUGGAUCAGGUCGUCGAUGCGAUCGGCAAGAAGGGUAACUGCACUUACUGUGGCGUAUUCCGCCGACAGGCUCUUGACCGAGGAGCCAAGAUGCUGGGGAUCAAACAUUUGGUCACCGGCCAUAAUGCGGACGACAUGGCAGAGACUAUCCUCAUGAAUCUUCUCAGGGGCGACCUACCUCGCCUCUCACGGAGCACAAGGAUUGUCACGGGCGAUGACAGCAGCGAAGUGAAGCGGAGUAAACCUCUGAAAUACUCAUACGAAAAAGAGAUCGUUCUAUACGCCCAUUAUAAAAAGCUAGACUAUUUCAGCACCGAAUGCGUAUACAGUCCCGAAGCGUUCCGAGGCACUGCGCGUACAUUAAUCAAGAAUCUCGAGCGAGUAAGGCCUAGCGCUAUUCUCGACGUUGUACGGAGUGGAGAGGAUAUGGGUCGACUCGUGCCGGGUAUCGCGCCGACGGGUUCUUGUGCCUGUUCCUCCACCGACGCACUGGAAGAGGAAGUCGAGAAUUCGGGAUGCGGUCCGAAAACGGGUCUCGCAGGUGGCAGGUUGGCGGGACUAGAGAUUCGACACAAAGAGCACACCACUGGAAAUGGCAAUACUAUGGAAGCGGAUUUGACCGCAAGAAUUUCCGACCACCAAGGAACAAAGGAAAACAGUAUUUCCAAGACGGCUACCACCGUUUCUGGGGGGCAAAAGCUGGGAAGGUGCCAGAGCUGUGGCUAUAUGUCCAGCCAGACAUUUUGCCAAGCUUGUUUGCUUGUUGAGAGCUUGAAUCGGAACAAACGGGGAACUCAAAUAUAACUCUGUGACUUAUGCUGCCGUUCUCAUGGCCGACUCCCACCACCGGCAGCGACUGAUCAGAGUAACCAUGAAACAGUCUAUUAUUGGCGCCAACCAUCCAGUCUAUGUACGGGAGAGAUAAAAAGACUCCAUCAUCGUACGUCGUGGGACCUGUCACGAGGUCCAUACCUCGGGCGAUGCAUCGUCCUUCAGUUCUCCGCAUAUAUGGCGCCUGCAUGGAUUCGAUGUGCCAGUUUCGGCUACGAGAUCCUUUUCUC